AUGGCACCUCCAGUCACCGCCAGAUAUGACUGGAUCCUCGCCAUCACAACCAUUGCCUUUGUCUUCAGCUCUUUCGGCAAUGGAGCCAACGAUGUCGCCAACAGCUAUGCAACCUCCGUGGCAGCCCGAACCCUUACCAUGCCACAAGUCGGUUUCCUCUCCAUGAUCACCGAAUUCGUCGGUGCUGUCGGUCUCGGUGCUCGUGUCACUAGCACAAUCAAGAAUGGUAUCAUCAGCAUCAGCCGUUUCGAAGGUCGUCCCGGUGUGUUGAUGUUGGCCAUGGGCUGUGCUGAAGUCGGUAGCGCGACGUGGUUGAUGGUUGCCACCGGUCUGGGAUUCCCCGUUUCAACCACUCAAACAGUCGUCGGUGCCCUGAUUGGCGUCGGCUUUGCUUCCGACUCGUCCAUCAAAUGGGCCUGGGAAAAAGGCAGCGUGUCGCAAGUUGCAGCUUCCUGGGCCAUUGCACCUUUGAUUUCCGCGGGAUUUUCUGCCUUGGUCUUCGGUAUCGUCAAGUACAGCGUGCUCGAGCAAAAAGAGUCUUUCAAGUGGGCGAUGAGACUCAUUCCCUUCUACUUCGCCACCACCGCAGCAAUCCUCGCUCUUUUCAUCGUCGUCGAAGCCCCGACGGCUCCUUCCUUGGAGGAAUUCGGCGCCGGAAAGGCCGUGGGUAUCAUCCUCGGAGUGUGGGCGGGAGUCCUUCUUAUCGCCUAUGUCUUCUUCAUGCCCUAUUUCGAGCGCCGCCUCGUCAAAGAAGACCCUCGCGUCAAAUUCUACCACGUCCCUCUCGGUCCUCUCCUCCGCAAGGAUAACCCUCCAUUAUAUUUUCCGGGCAAGAAAGACGGAAAAUAUGUGAUCGACUAUUACGAGGAUCCAUAUGCCGAGACAGACUUGAAUUCCGAGAGGACGACGAACGAGAAGCAUGUUUCGAGUGGUGAUGCAGAACCGGUUCCCAUUGAAGAUACCUCUGGAUUGGAGAAAGGUCAGCCCAUGCCGACUGGGACCGAAGGUGCUGUUGUUCGCAAGAGACCCCUCACACCCCAUGAGCGAUUCCUUGAUCCCGUCCGUCAUCUCAACUGGGCAAAUCCACAGCGCUGGUGGGGAUAUGCAAAGUUCGCCCUUUUGCAAGGUGUCACUCGUGACUGCGUUACUCACGAUUCGGCCAAGCUGCGCGAAGUUCACGCCAAAGCCCACAAAUACGAUGUCCGAGUCGAGCAUCUGUGGACCUACUGUCAAGUGGCCUCAGCAAUGUUGAUGUCUAUUGCCCAUGGUAGCAAUGACGUUGCCAAUGCUGUUGGGCCUUGGGCAGCAACUUAUCAAACCUACCAAGCCGGUGAAGUUGACACCCAAUCUGACACACCAGUUUGGUUCUUGGUGAUUGCUGGGUUCCUUCUCGGUGCCGGAUUUUGGUUCUAUGGAUACCACAUCAUACGAGCCCUUGGGAAUAAGAUCACGCAAAUGUCGCCGACUCGAGGAUUCAGUGUUGAACUGGGCGCUGCCAUUACCGUCCUGCUCGCAUCUCGACUCGGACUUCCGGUCAGUACAACCCAAUGUCUGACUGGUUCUACCAUGGGGGUUGCGCUCAUGAACUACGACCUUGGGGCUGUAAACUGGAGGCAGUUAGUCUUCAUCUUCUGCGGAUGGGUGUUGACCUUGCCUUGCGCUGGAUUGCUGUCUGGACUGUUGUGUGUGAUGGCUCUUAAUGCACCUUCUUUCUAA
Cladophialophora psammophila CBS 110553 is the source of this 1716-nucleotide messenger RNA. Its product is annotated as PiT family inorganic phosphate transporter. The coding region runs from base 1 to 1716 and encodes 571 amino acids. NCBI's taxonomy places the organism in Eukaryota, Fungi, Ascomycota, Eurotiomycetes, Chaetothyriales, Herpotrichiellaceae. Gene Ontology annotation, cellular component: membrane. Gene Ontology annotation, biological process: phosphate ion transmembrane transport. The record is from RefSeq and is a predicted model, not a curated record. The transcript has a single exon.